AAAAGACAAAUGUUAUGUUAACAGCUACUAAAGACUACAUUUAUCUGGUUUAAAUUUGAAGGCAUUUGAUAUCAACUGUACAUAUGUAGUACACUAAACGGAUUAAUUUAAGAAAUCUUUCGCGGAAGUAAAUUUGAAAAAAAAAAGUUUUUUAUCUAAUUUUCUUCUUUUUCGACAAGGAUUUGAAUUUAUAAUCAAACAAAACAUCAGGAAGUGUUUCAUUGUUAUGCAUUUUAUUAAGCAAUGACUGACCCCUUGGCAAUAUGGGCGUUAUACAGACGGAAAACAAUAAGGGAGUUAAGAAAGCUCGGUGAGGAAAUGAAAAAUCAUGCAAAGAACGCAAAAAUUGCGAGUGCUGUUGGCGGAGGAACAAGUGUUGCAGCUGGAAUUGGUGCAGCUAUUUGUUACUUCGUAGCACCAAUCACUUUAGGUGCAAGCGUUGUACCUGGGAUAGCUCUUACAGGAAUCGCAAUAGCCGGAGGUGUUACUUCCAUAGGCUCUUCAGUUACAAAUUAUUUCAUCGAGAAAGGAUAUUUGAGAAGUGUUCAAGAGGCUCUUGAUAAAGAUAGGGAAUCCUUUAAGUCACUAAAAAGGGCUAUCCAAAUUGCUAACGAAGAAACGGCGAGGGAAAAACUGGAGCGUGCUUUUAAAAUUAGCAAAAGCAUUCCAGGUGGUCUUAAUGUAGUGGCAUCUAUUGCUCGAAAACUUACAGUUUCCGAGAAAGCCGCAGCCAGCCUUUUAAAACUUGGACGGACAGCAAGAUUUGCAGGCCAUACAGUUGCAUUUAUUGCUUUGCCACUUGAUGUAAUCUUUUUUGUUAAAGACCUUGUUGAUUUGAAAAGGGGUAAUAUUUCCCAAGCCGCAGAUUCAGUCAUGAAAUUAGCGGAAAAAUUGCAAAAAGUACUUGAAGAAAUUCUAGCGAAUUCUUAAAUACAAAAAACUUCUUACUUUAAAAUAUUUUUUUGUAUUAGUAUUUUUUUUCUAGUUCUAAUGGUAUAUAUGUGUGUUCUAUUUUGUCAUUGAAAGAGAAGUUCAUAUCGUAUACUUCUUUUAUUAUUAAAAAACAAUUUUAUUAUUAUAUAUAUAUUCACUGUGGUAUUUACAUUUAUUUUCCUCGGGCAAUUGAUUUUAAAAAAAACUAUACAAGUACGUUUCGAACUCUUAUGCUUUGAAAUGUUUAUUUUUAGAAAAAACCUCUGAAGAUAAAUUAUUCCUUUUACAUUUUUUAGCCACUUUAUGUUUGUAGAAAAUUUUGAAUGCUGGUUAAAUAUUAGAUAGUUUAAUUUAUUUAUAUAUUUCAGGUUUAGAUAAAUAUCCUUAUUUAAUCAUGUAUCUUUACAGCUUAUCUCAAAAAGCAAAUUCACUUCAAGAAUACCAAAAACAAAAACAAAACAAAAGCAUCGAUCUUUGAUUGUUCAAUGCUUGUUUUCAUAAUAGUAAUAAAAUCAAUAUAAGUGGAUAAUAUAUUAAUAUUAUGUUAUUUCUCAGCAAACAACGUUAGAAAACACAGGUAGUUUUAUGACACCACUUGUUUCGGUUGGAAAUAUUUUCAUUCAUAAAUAUUUCAAUUUAUUUUGAAAACCAAUUUUGUUCUCCUAUAAAGAUCAGAAGCCAUUGUUAUCAUUAUUUUUUGUUACAGAGUGGAAUUCAUUUUGCUCCUCAAACAUUUAUCCAAGCUACCCUUUUCACUAGUUCAAAGGACCAUAAAGCCUUAACAUUGGUAAGAUAUUAAUUAUCAAAAAUAAUUUCAUUUUCUAUGCUCAGGCACAUUUUCAAAAACGUUAUUCGUUGUUUUCAUACAAGAGGUUGAUAGAAGGUCAGCUUGAAUGCAAUCAUGUCAUGAAUCAUUUAACUUGUAUUCGUUACCAAAAUAUUUCAUUAGAUGUAGAAAUAAAUGUAUAGACCAUUAAAACAUUUUCUACAAUUUUACUAUCAAUUGUGUUUUUUUUCUCUACACGAUGUGUGUUUAUGUAUUUCAAUUUCAUGAAAGUACUAAACAAUAACAGGUUUUCAUUUUGACAUACACGAAUUCUUAUAUAUCUAUUAAUUAAAGACUUCUUAGGCGGGAGUAGAACUUGAAACUUGAGAAUUUGUAAAUAAACUGUUUUAAUAUGUUGCAACCAUGAGUUGCAAAAUGAAUUACAAUGUGAGCUUGGAGACUUUUAAGUCAAUAGGACCAGUUAUAAAUAUUAUGUAUAUAGUUUUGUUAUUGUUGUAAAAACACAUUAUUAUUAUAUAAUAAUAAGGUAAGAAGGUAGAUAUUACAUUUCCCAAGUCUCUUAAAAAUAUCUAUUAAUUUGAAGAGAUGAGAUAUGUUAUAUAUUGCCCGGAUAGCUAGAAAAAUAAACACAUUAUAUUUUUAAUUCGUUUACUGUUUUAUAUCAUAUACCGCCAAACGAAUAAUGCAAACAUGGUGAUCAAAUAUGUUCGCUGAAAAGAAACUUAGUACAAAUUAUCAGCCUUAAUGGUGGUUUGUUAAUUUCCUCUCCGUUAUCUGUCGCAACAAAAGAGGUAUCCAUUAUUUGUUUAUUUUCAAUAUGGCCUGUUUUCACAAUUAAUUCACUCAGUCGUCAUAUGCUUCAAACCCAAAAAAAGUGUUUAAGGUUUAACUGUUUAACUUGUCAUGAUAGAACAUUAGGCUGAUUAUAGAACAUUGGCGGCUGCUUUUAUGUACCAAUACUGUUAUUGGACAGGCUCUCUUAAACAUUUCAGAAUUCCAUGAACAUCAAUCAUGAACGUAUCUGACCAUAAUUUUAAUUUGUUUAUUAGACUUUUCAAUCCGUGUCAUAAGAUGUUUUAAGGCCAAACAAAUAUUUCAUGGAUCAUAUUCAAUUGGUUAUUUUAAUAAUGUUGGUAAUGUUUUUUUUUUUCAACGGAAUUUCUAAAUUUUUCAUAGUGACCAAUUUGAAAGCUUUGUUUUCGGCAAAAGAAAUGUGUUCAGAAUAUGAAUUAGACGACGAGAAAGAUGUGAGGUAUAAGAUAAAAGCAUGUAAAGGUCAAAUGAUUGUUAAAUUUAAAAAAAAGACAUUGACAUUAGAAUUUCCCAGAGUGCAACGGAAACACAAUCAUUUUAAUUAAUAUUUUAUUUAAUCAUCGUAUAAGAAAAAAAAUAAAGUGUUUUAUACUCGGGGGAUCCUUCAUUUUUUAUAUUGUAACUGAUGCUUUAAUCUCAAUCUUUCAAUUGACAUUUAUUUAUUA
Molecule: messenger RNA, 3198 nt
Organism: Ruditapes philippinarum (Manila clam)
Lineage: Eukaryota; Metazoa; Mollusca; Bivalvia; Venerida; Veneridae
Exons: 2
Coding region: 244-930 (228 amino acids)
Biological process (GO): lipid transport; lipoprotein metabolic process
Cellular component (GO): extracellular region; membrane
Molecular function (GO): lipid binding
Source: RefSeq, a predicted model, not a curated record